Fonsecaea erecta is the source of this 1071-nucleotide messenger RNA. RefSeq lists its product as hypothetical. Bases 1 to 1071 code for a protein of 356 amino acids. NCBI's taxonomy places the organism in Eukaryota, Fungi, Ascomycota, Eurotiomycetes, Chaetothyriales, Herpotrichiellaceae. Gene Ontology annotation, molecular function: methyltransferase activity. The transcript has 2 exons. The record is from RefSeq and is a predicted model, not a curated record.
AUGUCGUCUUCGGCCACCCCAGUACCGUCGACUACCCCCAUUCAAACCAUGGAUUCACCUUUAGUACCAGACUCCGAGUCGACUCAUUCCUCGGACGAGGGUGCUCACUACGAUACCCGUUCCUUGACUGCCAGUAUCACCGAUUAUCCGAUUCAUUGGGGUCGAAGAUACCAUCGAUAUAAGGAAGGCGCAUAUCUAUUCCCCAACGACGAGAACGAACAAGUGCGCCUCGAUGAGCAGAACGAAAUCCUCAACCGACUCCAUGGCCGCUUGUUCUUCGCUCCUCUGGACCCAGAUAUUGUUCAAACGGUCCUCGACAUAGGCACGGGCACCGGGAUUUGGCCGAUUCAACUUGCCGAUUCCAACGCGCUACCCAAUGCCACCAUCACAGGCGUGGACCUUUCAGCGGUCCAACCUGACGAUGUGCCCUCCAACGUCUACUUUGAGAUCCAAGACUGUGCCGAGAAGGACUGGGUACGGCCACCUGGAAGUGUCGACUAUUGCCACGUUCGCUUCAUGGCUGGAUCGCUCACCUCGUACGAAGAUUUGAUCCAGACGACGAGGAAAUAUCUUCGUCCCGGUACCGGAUGGUUGGAAUGUCACGAAAUUCAUCCCCAGCCUGUAUCAGACGACAACACUAUUCCUGAAGGUUGGGCCAUGAAGGCCUGGGAAGAGCACCUUGACUAUGCGGCCACCAAAGCUCUCAAACCACCCCGACCGGUUCGAGUUGCCCCAGACAUCAAGACCUGGAUGGAAGAACAAGGCUACGUGGAUAUUCACGAGCACAUCUCCAAGAUUCCUCUGGGUCCCUGGCCGAGAGAUCCGCGCCUCAAGAAUAUUGGUGGGUGGUGGCUUGCUAAUUGGCUCGCUGGAUUACAAGGCUUUACGUAUAAACUGUUCAGCGCCGACGGGCUAAGGUGGUCCCGGGAUGAGAUCGAGGUGCAUCUGGCCGAUGUCCGUAAAGCAGCCCUCAUGAAGUCAGUUCAUUCCUAUCAACGGCAUUAUGUGGUAUAUGGACGAAGGCCGUCUAAGGAAGAGGAGCAAGUUUUGAACCUGUACGGUCAUGGGUGA